AAUGCAUCAUAAGACGUGUCUCAUUUCCCAGCUUCCUCUGCACUUCCGGCUUUUCACCGCAGCAGACGAGAACGAAAACAAAAUGCGAUAGUUUAACUUCGCAAUGACAGCGUUAUUGACGCUUCUCGGCAUAUUCCACUGACCGCUUAAUAUUUAAAUGUCAAAUCUGUGCACCUGAGGCGCGUGGCAUUAAUAUAAUAUCCACCAUGCAGUUCUCUCCCACCAACGUAGAUUUCACGUUCGUCUCUUCGACAGAGGCUGAAGAGCUCAGCGGCACCAUCAGUGCCCCGGACAUUAAGCUGAACAUGGGCGCUGAGAGCGGGAAGGAUCCAUACGCCACCACCUUCCUGAGGCAGCGAGGCUACGGCUGGCUGCUGGAGGUGGACGAGGAGGACACUGAAGAGAGCAAGCCGCUUCUGGAGGAGCUGGACAUCGACCUGAAGGACAUCUAUUACAAGAUUCGCUGUGUGCUGAUGCCCAUGCCGUCCCUGGGUUACAACCGGCAGGUGGUCCGAGACAACCCGGACUUCUGGGGCCCUCUGGCCGUGGUGCUGCUCUUCUCUAUGAUCUCCAUCUACGGACAGUUCAGGGUUGUGUCUUGGAUCAUCACCAUCUGGAUCUUUGGAUCAACAACCAUCUUCCUGCUGGCUCGUGUUCUUGGUGGCGAGGUUUCCUUCGGCCAGGUUCUUGGAGUGAUCGGAUAUUCUCUUCUUCCUCUCAUCGUUAUAGCCCCUCUGCUCCUAGUGAUCGGAGGCUUUGAGGUGGUUUCUACACUAAUCAAACUGUUCGGGGUGUUCUGGGCUGCUUACAGCGCUGCUUCGCUGCUCGUCGGAGAUGAAUUCAAAACCAAGAAGCCCCUUCUCAUAUAUCCCAUUUUCCUUCUGUAUAUCUACUUCCUGUCGCUAUAUACUGGUGUGUGACUGCAGGAGUGGGAACUCUGGACCUUUUCAUGGACAUUGACCCUGGGGAAUGGGGGGGGGGGGGAACCAGGAUUUUUUUUAAAGGUGUUUAUUUCUUUUUUAACUAUUCAGUUGUAGACGAUGGGGAAUAUAUAUCAAUGUAUAUAGUUUUGUCCCUUAUGUCUUUGGUCAAUAAAUGCAUAUGCUUUUACAGCUUACACU
Messenger RNA from Etheostoma spectabile (orangethroat darter), 1121 nucleotides. It is a transcript of the gene yipf4, whose product is annotated as Yip1 domain family, member 4. Lineage: Eukaryota; Metazoa; Chordata; Actinopteri; Perciformes; Percidae. The transcript has 6 exons. Gene Ontology annotation, cellular component: membrane; trans-Golgi network. The record is from RefSeq and is a predicted model, not a curated record. Bases 207 to 920 code for a protein of 237 amino acids. Gene Ontology annotation, biological process: vesicle fusion with Golgi apparatus; endoplasmic reticulum to Golgi vesicle-mediated transport.